Brachypodium distachyon (stiff brome) is the source of this 741-nucleotide messenger RNA. RefSeq lists its product as uncharacterized. Lineage: Eukaryota; Viridiplantae; Streptophyta; Magnoliopsida; Poales; Poaceae. Gene Ontology annotation, molecular function: receptor serine/threonine kinase binding. The record is from RefSeq and is a predicted model, not a curated record. The coding region runs from base 61 to 381 and encodes 106 amino acids. The transcript has 3 exons.
CCUUCCGUGGCUGCGCGUUCGCUAGCGGCCGGCGCGAGGGCUUAAGGGCGCCCGGAUUGGAUGGCUCAUGCGGCCGCCGCCAGGUCGCGCUGCGUCGUCGUCGCGGCGCUCGCCAUCGCCGUCGCCGUCUUCUUCCUGGCCUGCUUGCCGCCCGCCGCCUCCUCCUCGCCUUCCCGGGCAGUAGCGGCGCCAUUGCAACGGACCGAGAUGGCGGCCAUGUACACCGCGCAGGAGGUGCAGGAGAAGCCGGAUGUGAACAAGGGCGUGGAGGAGGACGUGAGCACGAUGGGGCUCGGCGCGGAGGAGGAGAGGGAGGUGCCCACCGGGCCGGACCCAAUCCACCACCACGGCCGGGGACCCAGGCGCCGGCAGUCGCCGUGAUCGCGCGCGCCGGUGAAGGAUCCAUCCUUCUUCCAUGGGUUGGUUCAUCGAGUGCGAGAGUGAGCCAUGAAGAACAAGAUUCGUAUGGGUGUCGCGUUCUUUUGUUGAUUCUGUGAUGAUGCACUUUGGAUUUCGAUUCUAUUGUUGUACUAGGGUAUCAGAGCUAGGUCCACUCUGUUUUGCAUACUAAUCCAACGAAAAUUGGGGGAUACAAUUCAUAAUAAGAGUUGUACAAUGAGUUGUUCUUCCCCUAAACAGAUUUGCUUGUUUUUGUUAGUAUUAUUCUUUACCUCCCCUAUGGUUUUGUUUUCUGGUCUUCCCCUAAACAAGUGCCUUGUUUGCAUGAUUGUUCAAUUGAAA